Molecule: messenger RNA, 2404 nt
Organism: Hyposmocoma kahamanoa
Lineage: Eukaryota; Metazoa; Arthropoda; Insecta; Lepidoptera; Cosmopterigidae
Gene: Mcm7
Product: DNA replication licensing factor Mcm7
Exons: 15
Coding region: 122-2281 (719 amino acids)
Biological process (GO): DNA replication initiation; DNA replication; double-strand break repair via break-induced replication
Cellular component (GO): MCM complex; nucleus
Molecular function (GO): single-stranded DNA binding; ATP binding; single-stranded DNA helicase activity
Source: RefSeq, a predicted model, not a curated record
ACUUUUUGUGUCAAACGCCAGCUCAGUUUAGUACUGUGUUUUUGUGUUGUUUCUAGUUCUAAUUAAAUUAAUUGCAAAUAACGUUGCAGAAUUAAUAUAAAUACUAAUAAACCGGAUCACAAUGGCUAUGCGUGACUAUGCCGCAGACAAGGAGUCGUUCAAGAACUUCUUCGUGGAUUUCUGCCAGACAGAUGAUGAUGGACGGAAACAUUUCAAAUAUGCUGAGCAGCUUACAAAACUUGCACACAGAGAAGUGGUAGCGUUUGUUGUGGAUUUGGAUGACCUGAAUGAAAUUAACAAGGAACUCGCGAUGGCGGUCACACAGAACACUCGCCGAUAUACUAAUAUGGUUUCUGAUGCAGUUUAUGAGAUGUUGCCAGAUUACAAACAUAGAGAGGUGCCAGCAAAAGACGCUUUGGAUGUGUACAUUGAGCACCGUGUAAUGCUGGAAGCUCGGAACCAUAGAAUCCCUGGAGAAAUGAGAGAUCCAAGGAAUAGAUAUCCUCCAGAACUUAUUCGUAGAUUUGAGGUGUAUUUUAAGGACCUGUCUACAUCCAAAUCUGUGCCUAUUAGGGAAGUGAAAGCUGAACAUAUAGGGAAACUAGUUACUGUUCGAGGCAUAGUGACUCGGUGCACAGAUGUUAAACCCCUACUCGUAGUAGCUACAUAUUCGUGCAGCGCAUGUGGUGCAGAGACUUACCAGCCAGUGAGAUCAUUGCAGUUCACUCCGCCACCAGCUUGUAGUGCAGACGAGUGUCGGCUCAACAAAACUGCUGGACAACUCCAUCUACAGACCAGAGGCUCACGUUUCCAGAAGUUCCAGGAGCUUAAGAUUCAGGAGCAUUCUGACCAAGUGCCAGUGGGGCACAUUCCGCGUCAGCUGUCGGUAUAUUGCCGCGGCGAUACGACGCGGCGCGCACAGCCUGGCGACCACGUGGCCGUCACCGGUGUCUUUCUGCCGCUGCUCAGCGCCGGGUUUCGCCAGAUGGUGCAGGGUCUGCUAUCUGAUACUUACCUUGAAGCUCAUAAUGUCAGCUGUCUAAACCAAAGCGAAGAUAGCGAGAUGGCAGACGCACUCACCGAGGAAGAGUUGGCAGAACUAGCUGACGAAGACCUAUACUCUCGCAUGGCGCGUAGUCUGGCGCCGGAGAUUUAUGGCCACGAGGAUGUUAAAAAGGCGCUCUUACUGCUGCUUGUUGGUGGUGUAGAUAAACGUCCAAACGGCAUGAAGAUCCGCGGCAACAUCAACAUUUGCUUGAUGGGCGACCCGGGCGUGGCAAAGUCGCAACUGCUUAACUACAUUGACCGGCUAGCGCCGCGUAGCCAGUACACUACCGGCAGGGGCUCUUCUGGCGUUGGUCUUACAGCUGCUGUUUUGAAGGACCCAUUCACGGGCGAGAUGAUGCUGGAGGGUGGGGCGCUAGUGCUGGCUGACCAGGGCGUAUGCUGCAUCGACGAGUUCGACAAGAUGGCCGAUACCGACCGCACUGCCAUUCACGAGGUUAUGGAGCAGCAGACUAUCAGUAUUGCCAAGGCAGGUAUAAUGACUUGCCUGAACGCUCGCGUGUCCAUCCUAGCAGCCGCUAACCCAGCUUACGGGCGCUACAACCCGAAGCGUACCAUCGAGCAGAAUAUUCAGCUGCCCGCUGCGCUGCUUUCGCGUUUCGACCUCCUCUGGCUCAUUCAAGACAAACCUAACCGCGAAAAGGAUCUAGAACUGGCCAAGCACAUUGCGUACGUGCACCAGCACUCUGCGCAGCCGCCGACUGAGACGCGCGCCCUGCCCAUGCGACUCGUGCGUCGCUAUGUCGGGCUCACCAAGCGCAAGCACCCUUUCGUGCCGCAGAACCUCGCUGAUUAUAUCGUGUCAUCAUAUGUAGAGCUGCGCCGGGAAGCGCGCAACGCACGUGACGUAACAUUCACAUCGGCGCGAAACCUGUUGGCAAUACUGCGUCUGUCUACGGCGUUGGCGCGACUGCGGUUAUCCGAUGUCGUGGAGAAGGAAGACGUUGCGGAGGCUAUACGACUCGUGGAGAUGUCGAAACAGUCAUUGCAGCAUAUUGAUGAGAACGUGCAGAGGGGUAUCAGCUCUACAGAUCGCAUCUUCGCGAUCGUGCGUGAUUUGGCGGGCUCCAACAAGACGGUGAAGAUCGCCGACGUCAUUGAGCGCUGCGUCGACAAGGGAUUCAAGCCCGAUCAAGUGGAUGCAUGUAUCGAGGAGUACGAAAAUCUUAACGUUUGGCAAGUGAAUCAAGUUCGGACAAAGAUCACAUUUAUGUGAAACCACAUUAUUAUGGUAUAUGUUACAAUUUAAGGAACCAGUGUGCCUGAUAAUGUUCAUUGUUUAAUUUCGAAUCUUAUGUUGUGUGACUGAAAUAAUAGAAUAUUUUUAUAAUUUGAUAAG